Panthera uncia (snow leopard) is the source of this 2243-nucleotide messenger RNA. RefSeq names its product PDZ domain containing 9 (gene PDZD9). The coding region runs from base 101 to 895 and encodes 264 amino acids. The transcript has 6 exons. Lineage: Eukaryota; Metazoa; Chordata; Mammalia; Carnivora; Felidae. The record is from RefSeq and is a predicted model, not a curated record. Gene Ontology annotation, molecular function: protein binding.
UGUGCGCCCCCUCCUCGCGGGUUCGAAACAGUUGGGAGUUGGACCCACUCCAGCUUCGGCUCCAGGAGGCCCCUCCUGAGCGGUCUGCCCUCCUGGGGCCAUGGAGAAGGCCGCCCAUAAAAGCAAAAAAGGCAAAAACGUUGGCUUCAAUGUCAAGUCAUCCAUACACAACUUGAGCAAAACUCAGCAGACCAAACUCACUGUGGGCAACCUGGGCUUAGGCCUGAUCAUCAUCCAGAAUGGGCCCUACCUCCAGAUCACCCACCUCAUCAGGACGGGGGCUGCAGCCACGGAUGGAAAACUCCAGCCAGGUGAUGUUCUGAUUAGUGUUGGCCAUGCCAAUGUGUUAGGAUAUACUCUUCGAGAAUUUUUAAAACUUUUGCAACACAUCACCAUAGGAACAGUGCUACAAAUCAAGAUUUACCGAGAUUUUAUUGACAUACCCCAAGAAUGGCAAGAAAUAUAUGAUUUAAUCCCUGAGACCAAAUUCCCGUUAACACGCACAACAAAGAAAACUGAGCAGGCAAAAGACCCUUUGGCAAGCAGUGAUGACGGUGAAGAUGUAGUUUCAGAUAAAAAACUUAAGUAUUAUAAAUAUUCAAAGUCCAGUGAGCAUCACUCUGCAAGGAGACCAAUGUCUAUCUCCAGAGAAUGGCAUAGCUACAAAAAGAAGAACCGUACUAUUAGUGUAGGAAAAGGCAUUAAUGCUGAUGUGGUGAUUCACAGAGAUCCCAAGAGAGAAGUGAGGCCCCCUUCUCCAUACUGGACAAUGGUGAAGCGAGACAACCAAAGCUCUUCCUCAUCCACAGCCUCCUCUACCUCAGAUGCAUUUUGGCUAGAAGACUUUGCCCAAGUUGAAAAGGGCAGGGGUCAACCUGUAUCAAAAGUUGCUUAGGCAGCAGUCUGCAAACUGGUGAUCACAUGAGCAUCUAAUUUUUGUGCAUUGCUAUGCACAGGUUUGCUAUACUUACAGGAGGAAUAUGUGCAGACUUACCCAUUCUUUCACAAGUGCAUUCUGAUGCCGUCAGAGACAUUCUUCAAUGUGAUAAUCCAAAGACUUCCCUGGGGUCAGACAGGCCUCACCACCUUAUUCCCAAAAUAGCAACAUCAUUAACACACUCCCUUCUGAGAAGAACAUCUCAUCUUUUACAAAAUGCGGCAGAGGAACCCAGGACCAGAAUGUAUGAACAUAGAGAGAAUUUCAAUUUUUAAGGUGGAGCUGUUGGGGAGAAGAUGGUGGAGACCUCUACAAUGCAAGAGGAGUCGACAUUUUUCAUGUGGAAAAAACUGGGAAAACCCACUGAUUGUGGAUUUGUUCUGUAGUUCAUGUAUUUGUUAGGCAUAGUAGAGAGUACAAAAAGGUAUAAGAUACGGUCCUGGCCCUUAAAACAAUUCAGUCUCACAAUAAUAUAUGUGGAAAAAAAACAAAAAGCAAUAGCAGAAUGUCUCCUGCUGAGAAGAUGAACAAAAAUCCUGAGAUCCUGGAUCGUGCAGGAUUGGCACGACAGUUUAUUUCUUGAGAGGAGAACAAACACCGAACUCAACUAUUAGGUUGAAUCACAUGAAAUUACCAAUAAUUCAACUCUUCUUGACCUCUAAGAAUUUAAAAUGGUUUAACCUAUUGGUAAUUUAGUUGAAUGAGGAAGACACAUACACCCCAAGUUGAUGAGCCAUUUACAGACGUGAUGGUAAUGAGCCCUCCUACCUCCACACCAGGUGGACAGGCACCAAACAGCAGGACAGUGACAUAUAUAGCCCAAGGGAACUUAUGCAUUCCUUCUGAAAUUGGGUCGAGGUCAAAUUGUUUGAUGUUAAAUCAUAAGUUUUCAUUUGCUUACAUUUACAACAUCUGUGUCUGCUACGGAGUCAAUCUGCUGAAGGACUGUGGCUGGUGGUGUGUAUGAACCAGCAACCAGAGCCUGGGACCCGACUUCAUCCAGGAACUCCUCAGAAGACUCCACUGACAUUAGGUAGCCAGCUUUCAGCUUGUUCCUGUCCAGUAAAAAAUAUGUAACUAAGCAGAAGCCAGUCUUAUAAGAGCGAGACAAUUUUAAACUCAAACUCAAACAUGUUUUGAAAGACUAAGAACCUUACAAGAAAAAUAUCAACUCUAUCAAAAUGGCAGAACACAAACACAUUGACAUUAAAAACUGAAAUUCCAUUUUCUACAUGUUGCUGUACCUUAUAAAAACUGUGGGGCAUUAAGGAAAUAUAUUUUCUGAAAUAAAUUAGAUUUGAAAUCA